ACCUCUCGGCUCUACCCUCGACUCGCUGCGUGCGCCUCAACCCUAGGUGGCGACUAGCGAGCGGGCGAGCAGCUGGGGCGGCCGCGCGAGGGGUCGAGGGUGGCAGUUGGCGACCCGCGGCCAUCUCUCCUAGACCGGACGGGCAGGCGGCAGCACAUCUGCGUCUGGAGGCUGGUGCGGUCAGGCGGAGGCUCCUGUAGGCUCGUUCCAGACUGCGUGCAAGCACAAGUGGCCCUAGGCGUGAGAUUCCGCCAGCUCCACCACUGAUUGCAGGAGUGAAUAGGGGGAACAGGAGGAGGACGAGAGAAUGGUGAAGGGGAGGCUGAAGCCGACGCCAGUCAACGCCCCGGCCGAGGUGGUCUUCGACCCAUCGGCCUCCAGCGCCCGGAAGCCCCGGCGCCCCGGGGCGCCGUCCGCCAGCAACGAGUGGCGCAGCUUCAUGGGAUCGAGUCUCUCGGAUAUGUAUCGGAAGCCAGUUUUGGAGAAAUCUGCGGACACAUCUGAUGAUGAGCCUGACAUUGAUAUUGAGAAGCUGUUGAAAGAUGUUGAGCUCUUUGGCGCAUCUUCAUUUAAGGAGCGGAAGAAAAUCGAGAACCGUAAAGUGGUCGAAUUGGGUGGAAAGGCCAUUAAGAAACACCGCACACCAUUAAGUGUAGCGAAGCCAGCUCUUAAGAAUCAGAAGAAAAGAGAGUUGAAGAAAAUUGAAGAGGAAAAGCUACUUGGGAUUUUUAGGAAGCGAGACAAGAAUAGCAAAGUUCAGAAGACCAGACCAGAGGACCGAGUUCUCAGGGCCACGGAAGGACACUUCAAGAAUGGUAUACUCGACGUGAAGCAUCUUCUGUCAGCACCAAAACCAUCAGGCAGGGAUGCGCCGGAGCCAAAGAUGAGAAAGGGCAAGCACAAGGGGAAGGGAAAACAGAAGGGAGGCAGGAGAAAGAGGCAUUGAGGAAAACACUUUUGUGACCAGUUUUGUAUUAAGAUAGAUGAAUGAAACUUUAGAUGACACCUUGUAAUCGUUCUGGCAUUAAGAUAUUUGUACCUUGUUUUGCUGGAAUCUUGGAAGCAAUAUUUAAACCGAUGUAAUCCUCGAGGCUACAAUUCGUCAAAGUCGCGUUUGCUUCUGCUUUUUAUCCUUGUGCCCGUGUACCUGAUACCUGAUGUCUGGAAACUGUUAUUUUGGGUUACUACAAUUUGCUUAUCUGGCUGCCAUGUA
Molecule: messenger RNA, 1213 nt
Organism: Panicum virgatum (switchgrass)
Lineage: Eukaryota; Viridiplantae; Streptophyta; Magnoliopsida; Poales; Poaceae
Exons: 6
Coding region: 308-946 (212 amino acids)
Biological process (GO): maturation of SSU-rRNA from tricistronic rRNA transcript (SSU-rRNA, 5.8S rRNA, LSU-rRNA)
Cellular component (GO): nucleolus
Source: RefSeq, a predicted model, not a curated record